Molecule: messenger RNA, 4160 nt
Organism: Vespula pensylvanica (western yellowjacket)
Lineage: Eukaryota; Metazoa; Arthropoda; Insecta; Hymenoptera; Vespidae
Gene: Dl
Product: embryonic polarity protein dorsal-like
Exons: 7
Coding region: 675-3146 (823 amino acids)
Biological process (GO): non-canonical NF-kappaB signal transduction; regulation of transcription by RNA polymerase II; innate immune response
Cellular component (GO): nucleus; cytoplasm
Molecular function (GO): DNA binding; DNA-binding transcription factor activity
Source: RefSeq, a predicted model, not a curated record
UAUUGUCCUACGAUAGGUUAAUUAUAGCCACACUGCCCGUACGGUCCUAGGCCUUCCCAAAAUAAUGAUUGGAUCAGCGUAGAGACCGAACCUCCUCCUUUUACUUCUUCGUCUUCUCUCUCUCUCUCUCUCUCUCUCUCUCUCUCUCUCAUUCUCCCUCUCUCUCUCUCUCUCUCCAGUUCAUUCGCUCUCCUAUGGGACACUUGUAUACCGCGUCUAACCCUCGUACGUAGCGGUAGUACAAUAUUCGCAAGAAAAACAGCUGUCGAUGGUUUGUCUCGCAAAGAACAGCUGGAAAUUCAGUCGUGCGCGCCAUUUCUUGUUCGUGUUAAUACGUACGUCGAUCGUUUCGAUUCGUUUCACUUCGGGUUCAACCACCAACUCAGAUCCGACCAAUUGAUCUUCGAUCAAUUUGACUUGUUAAUUAAAUACGAAAUCGUAGAUUAUGUUUACCAGUGGGGGAUAUGUUUACUAGUGUUGUGGUUUUAUCUUCUUCUAGCUGAAAGUUGUUGGGUUUAUGUCAAGAAUAAGACACGAGGUGUCAAGGUUGUUUUUAAUGAUGGUUUCUGUGUGAUUAAGAAAAAAUAGAAAGUGUUCCUUGCAUACUUCUUUACCGCCGUAAAGAUUCUGAUGGCUGUAAUUCAAAAUACUAGAACGAAAGUUUAAGAAGUAUUAUGGAACAAUUCCAUGAUAUAAGCGAUGAAAACUUAAACAUAAGUGAUGUCAUUGAAGUCAUCCAAACCACCGACCCUGGUUUUGUGGAAUCUAACGGGCAGGUGGAUCAAGAAAUGGUCGAUAUGGGUGGAGCGCGGUUGGCUCAGCCCUACGUGGAAAUAAUAGAACAACCUGCGAGCAAAGCUUUGCGUUUCCGCUAUGAAUGUGAAGGUAGAUCUGCAGGUAGUAUACCUGGAGCCAACAGUUCGCCGGAAAAUAAAACUUUUCCUACUAUAAGAAUAGUAGGCUACAAAGGUCGAGCUGUGGUAGUAGUAUCUUGUGUAACGAAAGAUUUGCCGUACAGACCUCACCCUCAUAAUCUUGUUGGCAAAGAAAUAUGUAAACGAGGUGUCUGUACUCUCGAAAUUUCAUCUGAAAACAUGACAGUUACCUUUGCUAAUUUGGGUAUUCAGUGUGUCAAAAAAAAAGACAUAGAGGAAGCACUUAAAAUCAGAGAAGAAAUUCGUGUUGAUCCUUUUCGAACUGGUUUUGAACACAAAAAACAGCCUACCAGCAUUGACCUUAAUGCAGUAAGACUGUGUUUUCAAGUUUUUUUAGAAGGAUCGCAAAAAGGAAAAUUUACUCAUCCGUUAUCACCUGUAGUAUCAGAUCCUAUUUUUGAUAAAAAGGCAAUGUCCGAUCUUGUGAUCAACAAGUUAAGUCAUUGCAAUGCUCCUGUUGCUGGCGGUAUGGGGAUGAUUCUUUUAUGCGAGAAAGUGGCAAAAGAAGAUAUUCAAAUUAGAUUUUUUGAAGAAAAAGAUGGACACGUUACAUGGGAAGGAUUUGGAGAUUUUCAACCGUCUCAAGUACACAAGCAGACAGCGAUCGCGUUUCGAACGCCUAGUUACUGUACGCAAGAAAUAGAACAACCGGUACAAGUUUACAUCCAACUGAAGAGGCCAUCGGACGGUGUGACAAGUGAUCCGUUACCAUUUGAGAUGUUACCAUUAGGUACAGGUAUGCCUGCUUUCUGGUCUUUACGGAAAGCAUUUGCUCGUAAAAAAGCAGAUUAUAGUACGUUUGGUAAAAUUUUAACCACCGAGGCUACUAUGUUCCCCAAUGUAGUACCAAGAGUGCCUUGUAAUAUCGAUGAAUAUAAUAAUAAUGAUUUUGACAUAAAAAGAUCGAAUAAUAAAAUUUCAGUGCUGCGUGCUCUGAAUGACUUGUACAAUAUUAAAAAUACUACAAAUUCUUGCAACGGAAGUACUAACAUUGAUCAAAACAAUGUAAAGAAUGUUGAAAGUUUUGUAAAAAAUACUAUUGAUUAUGAAAAUAAUGAAAUAUCAAUAGAUUCUAACAAUAUGAUGAAAGGAAAUAUAAAAGUUAAUAAAUAUAUUACUGGUAAUGAUAACGGUAGAGAGAAUAAUACAUUUUCAAACGAUUAUAGAGAAACGGUCGAUAACCAAUCAGAAAUUAUUUCUCAAACAAAAUUAGAAUUAGCAAACGAUAUAAAAUGCUUGAAUAAAAACACGAGUAACUUUAAACAUAAAUCUGAUUGGUUUGAUUAUUCGGAAGUAGGAAAGUGGGUACAAAAGAGUCAAGCAUCUUUCAAAGAAAAAGAAAAUACAGCUGAGAUUAAAAGCGAGAUGGAGGAUGGUAAUAAAUCAUUAAACGAUUUGAUAUCGCAAGUGGAGGAGUUGGAUCAGAUUUACGCAGAUACCCAUACAAAACUGUUACAAGCUGCUCUUGAUCAAAAUUUAGUCGAACGAUCUAUGGACGUUGAUGUUUGUGAUAAUCAAACCUAUACGAGUCUUCAAAUGGCUAUGAAAAAUCCAAUAGAGUUACUUGAUAUACCUGAUGAAAGAAGAUACGAAGAUGUAUCGACUCCAAAACAGGAUGUAUGCGUAUCAGUGACUUCUUCGCCAAUAACAGCGAAAAGAGACGUGACACAAGAAUUUGAAGAAAGAUUACCUCCCCUACCACCUAAACGUAUACGUAAAAUGUCUUCGAUGCCUGUUUUACCACGACCUACGUCCUCUCAACCAAUAAUCGAAUCUUCCUCUGAAGCUCCAAAUAAAAAUUUACCAUCCCUUCCUGGUACCUUACCCAAACAAUCGAAACAAAGUCUCUUUUCUAAACUAUUCGCAAAGAAGAUGAAAAAGGACAAAGAUAUCACUUCCAAUGUACCCACCGGCAAUAAUAAUCGUUUGUUUAAUGCAAGCGAGAGUGCUUCGUUUUUGUUAAAAAGUACUCAAGAUAAUUCUGCAACACAAAUGUCUAGACAUAGUAUUGCAAGUAUAUCUAGUGUUAAAUCUCUUACGCUAGAAGGUGAUGAAACACCACCUUACGGGGCUGACUUGACUGAAGCCGAGCACUAUGCUCUUUAUACCACUAUGGCACCACACGCAACAGCGUCUGAAUUCGAUGAAAUGUCUUUUUAUUAUAGUCCUGUGGAGGGAGGAAAAAUAUUAACGGAAGGAAAAGGAUCUUAAUAUUCGAUAGAAAAUAUUGAUUGUCUGUUUUGUUUCUUUUUCUGUUCUUGUUUUUUUUUCUUUUUUUUUUCUUUUUUUUUUUUUUCUUUUUAUUUUGUUUCCAAGUAUACUGCCAUUGAAAGUGUUAUAUACCACCUUCUUCUUUAUGAUAUAAUCGCAUUAAAAAUAUUCAAAAUUUGACAAAGAUUGUAUUAUACUAUUGCGAUAAUAUCGCAUUUUGUAGCAUGAAAUAUUUUUACAAGACAUUUCUGCUUUCAAUUUUACAUUUACAAUUUUGCAUUUUCAUGCUGUAAUGUAACUUUAUAAUCAAGGAGAAAUUUUGAGAAACUAUUAGGUUUAAAAUUACGUUUUUGAAGAUGCAUAUUAGUAAUUUGAUGUGGUCAUUUACCGCAUUUGUUUAUGCGGUUUAAAUAUUUGCAUAUUGUUAUUUUUAUAAAUAAAAAAAGUCGUCUACGUGUUUGACGUUUCAGACGCUGUUUGCUAAUGGUAUAAAUUGUAAAUGCCGCCAAUGAAACUUGUUGUUUGUUAUGAAAGAAAGUAAAAACCAUGUCUAGUCAAGUUUUAUAGUCCUGUUGAAAAUAUUAAAUUUGUCAGAUUAUUACUAUCUUAAUAUUUAUAACUUGUUAUGUUUAGUAUACUAUUGGAGUUUUUUUCUUGCUUAUAUAACUUAAUGUUAUAAUUAUUUUAUUGCUUAUUAUUUGAGAUUUUGUAAACUUUAUCGUGUAAUAUGAGUAUUUAUAGACUUUAUAGGAUAUGGUUUUUGUUUGUUAGUAGAAAAAAUUUUAAUGAACAAUUUAUAGGACUUCGAAACAUAUGGGGCCUUUGUAGAAAAAGCUAAAUUUUCUUAUUAAAAUAACUGAUUAUUAAUAUACAAAACUUUCUAGAUGAUCGUGAUUCGUUCAGGCGAAAGAGACAAAAAUUUAAUGACAGCCCAAAAGCGAUAGUCUUGAGACAUAUACAGGCAGAGGCUAAAAAUAGUGAGUAUUUUUCUAAAAUCUAUUACAAUUUUGGAGC